Molecule: messenger RNA, 2793 nt
Organism: Eupeodes corollae
Lineage: Eukaryota; Metazoa; Arthropoda; Insecta; Diptera; Syrphidae
Exons: 1
Coding region: 1-2793 (930 amino acids)
Source: RefSeq, a predicted model, not a curated record
AUGCUGAUUGGGGAUCUGAACGGGAGAAUCGGUCAAGUUGCAGGAACAAUUAACGAAGCAAAAGGAAUUAAUAGGCAGACUAAAGAUGUAGUGUGCAAUACAAGAGGAAAACGAAUAAUUGAACUGUGUGACUCGUUUGGAUUGAGAAUUCCAAAUGGAACAAUGCCCAGUGACGUUUCUGGUGAUUUUACUUUUGUUGGUGGUCAAAGUUCAUCAACUAUUGAUUAUUCAAUGAUAGGCGAAGAUUGGGAACCCUUUGUGACUGAUUUCGAGGUGCGAGAACUUCCAUACUCAGACCAUCUGCCGAUAGUCGUUACCUUACGGAUGACUGAACAUUCAACUGUAGUAAAUAACAUCGACCAAUUACUUCCUAGACUCAACUGGAAACUCUCAAAAGCCUUAUUAUACAGACAACGUUUGGACAUGAAUCUACACAACCGCCAAAAUACGGACUUUCGCUUGCUAGAUCAAAUUGUUAAGGCAUCUUAUCCACAGCAGCAGAUAAGUACUACACGAAACAAAAUAAGGGUAGAGCCUUGGUUUGACGAAGAAUGCCAGAAGGCACGCAGAAUUUCAUUCGCAUGGCUCAGGAAUUUCAGAAACUCACCUCAAGGUCAAUUUAGAAACAUAUACAUCGAAGCUAAUACGACAUAUAAAAAACUGUGCAAAAGCAAAAAGCGAGAGUAUGAGGAACGACAAGCGGCCAGGUUGGCCUCCUGUAAUAAUGCAUCAACGUUUUGGAAACUUGCGUGGGAGCUAAAUGGUAAAAAACCGCCAAUACACAAAAAUCUGUGUGCAAAUAUGCUAGCCGAACACUUUCGGAAACUCCUCAACCCAGAAAUGAUGCCAUCUAUCUGGCAAUAUGCAACACCUGGUAUAACCAAUGAAAUAUUGGACUCGCAGUUUACUGCACAAGAAUUGGAGCAAGCGUUAUGUACUCUGAAAGAUGGGAAAGCAGCAGGCGCAAACGGUAUCCCAGCCGAAUUUUACAAAUAUGGCACUUCUGCACUUAAUGAUCGACUUCUUACGAUGUUCAAUAAAGUCAUAGAGGGGAAUUUGGUAGUAAAUGAAUUUCAAGAAGCUGUUAUAUUCCCAAUACAUAAGAAAGGAUCAUACGCGGAUGCUUCAAACUAUCGGGGCAUUUCCUUCUUGAAUGCAACAUAUAAAAUUCUUACAACGAUGAUGCAGAAAAGGCUCAACAAGUGGAUUAAGUCUCAGAACAUACUGAAAGAGUUUCAAGUAGGUUUUAGAGCAGGCUACUCUACAAUGGACAAUAUUUUUGUACUCCGAAGUCUUGCAGAAAGCUUUAUCGCUCAAAAAAAGAAAUUAUAUGUAUUUUUCAUCGACUUUCAAGCGGCAUUCGAUACAAUAAAUAGAGGUGCCUUAUUCUACAAGCUAUAUAACGCGGGGUUAUCGAUGAAAUUUGGACGUGCGCUAGAGAAUCUCUAUAGAGGAACACGAGCGGCUGUAUGGAAUGGUGCAGAGUUGUCAGAUUGGUUUGUGACCUCAUCCGGAGUAAGGCAAGGCUGCACAUUAAGCCCCACUUUGUUCUCACUUUUUAUAAAUGACCUGAUUGAUUAUCUUCCUGGUGGCGUGGAUUUCGCAGGAACACAUAUGAAAGCCUUAUUAUUUGCAGAUGAUAUUGUCAUGUUUGCGUAUUCGCCGGAAGCGUUACAGCUCAUGAUAAACAGGUUACAUAAUUAUUGUUGCUUAUGGAACUUAAUCGUUAAUACGCAAAAGUCUAAAGUGAUGAUAUUUAAAAACGGUGGUGAAAGAAAUGCUUCUAACGAGAAAUGGUCAUUUAACGGAGAAGCCUUAGAGUGUGUAACCGAAUACAAAUACCUAGGGGUAAUUUUUACGAGAAGUUUGAGCAUGCAGAAGCAUUUAACUGUGAAGUUAGAAAAGGCGAAAACAGCCAUUAACAUAUCAUGGAAAAGAUGCUUCAUGAACAGAAACAUUGCGCAUAGCAGUAAACACAAGGUAUUUGAAGCAGUAUCUGAGAGCAUACUUUUAUAUGGCGCACAAGUUUGGGGAUGUAUGAGAUUUCAAACGGUGGAAAAACUCUUGACACACUAUAUUAAAAGGAUAUUUAGCUUACCAGUCAACACACCAAAUUACGUGGUAAUGCUCGAAACAGGACUAUCACCUUUACACAUAAAGACCUUGAAGUUGCAAGCCGAUUUUCUUCAGUACAUAUUCAAUUUAUCAGAAUCCAGAUUAGUCAAGAAGGUAGCUAUCAGUGCCAUACACGAACGAAACAGCUGGUAUAGAGAGUGGUCAAAACUAGCUGAAGAAUGCAAUUUAAGCUUUGAUUUAAACCUGGAAAACAUUGGUAGUUGCAAGACUCUCUUCUACAAUGUAAUCUCGAAGGUGGAUGAGAAAUGUAGAGCUGAAUAUAUAGCGGAAGCCUCCAGUUCCAUCUGCAGAACAGUUUACAGUAGAUUAAAUCACAAUUUGGCAGAGAAAAACUAUUUUCAUGACUCUAAUAAGGUUAAUGUUACCGCUACAAUGGUCAGACUUCGCAGCGAGCUUAUCAAUCUGAACUUCAUACCUCACAGACCUGAUGUACCAUUAGAAUGCAGCAUUUGCAACAUGAAAGAAAGAGAAGACGUAAUUCACUUUUUGGGAAGAUGCCCAACUCUGAAAGAAACCAGAAGAAGCGUUCUUGGAAGCGAUGUUUUAUCUGAAGAGCAAGUCCUGGACGAAUUGAAUCAAAUGAAAGUUAAUAGAAUUUAUGAAUAUUGUGUAAUUGCGCUCAGAUAUAGAGCAAGAAUAAUUAACGAAGAUUUUUGA